Molecule: messenger RNA, 2881 nt
Organism: Hyalella azteca
Lineage: Eukaryota; Metazoa; Arthropoda; Malacostraca; Amphipoda; Hyalellidae
Exons: 10
Coding region: 253-1626 (457 amino acids)
Biological process (GO): immune response
Cellular component (GO): membrane
Molecular function (GO): receptor ligand activity; tumor necrosis factor receptor binding
Source: RefSeq, a predicted model, not a curated record
GCAACACAAUUUGAACUCGUGCCUAGUCCAGCUGUGGACAUCGUCGGGUGAGGUAGUGUGCUCUGUGUUCUUUGUGCGAUCUUUGCCUCUAGCCGCGUGUCUGAGAGACGCGUGUGUGUACCGUUAAAUUCGAUACCACUACGCAUUCAUGAAUAAAAUCAUAUUUCCAUUGAACCUUUUUAUAAAUUUAUGAAUAACUGAACGCUCUCAACAGAUGCUGUAGCACACAAAAUAUCAACAGAGAACAAAUUCAUGAUGUCACCGUGCAAAGCAAUUCGCGGUUCGCACAACUCAGAUUCGAAUCUGGAGACCGUACCUCUGCAGUUAGAAGUUGUAACUAAUAAUCGAAUGACGACUAUGGUUAAAGUUUUGCUAUUGUUGGUGUGUUGUGUUACCGGCCUUCUCUUUGCCACAAUAUGGAUUGCUUGUAACAAUUCGAUUAGCAUACGGGAGCUGCAGAAGGAUCGGCUCGCUGCUCUUCAGAGCGUGGAGUCUCUCUUGGCGCGAGUUGACUUGAUGGAAGCCGCCUUGGACCUGGAACAGGUCAUGAGGGACGAACGAGCUGAUCAGCUGGACACGGCAGAGCUUGAUGCUCUCUUCGGUCACGAGGACGAGGAUCAGGACGAGGAUCCAGUGUUGACGCGACGAAAACGGUCUCCGGAGACGCUCCGCCGUCCGUCUCGCUACAUGACCAGACCUGUGCCCAUCUACAACAGGGCGUACGGCGUCGACUUUAAGAAGAACGGCGACGGACUAAAGCUGUACAGCACCCUGCAGUCCAUCCCCGAUGACGCUAACUCGAUCGACGCGCCUCUAGAAAAGCCAGACUCUGAUGAAGUUAGAGUCCUGCGGCCGCCUCCUGCGUCCUUCCUCAAGAGCGGAGACGGUAUCAGGCGCCGACGUGGUCAGCGUCCUCAAGUCAAGAGCCUCAUUCGACAUGAAAAUCCCACUCCCAUCGGUGGGCUUGUGAAAAAUGAUGACGUCCUGUACAGAGAGUCCCUUUACAAGAACACUCCCGGGGACGACGUCUGGGAUGCAGCAGUAGCUAAAGUAAAGCAGAGCACCGCGAGCCCUGCCUACCUGACGCAGGCUGCCUCGAAGCCCGUCUUUGUCUCUCAGCCCCAACGCCGUCUCGUUGGACCGCACAAGCGGCCUCGCAAGAAGAACUCCCAGCGCCGUCGCCACGCUUCGCGCUCCACCGCUGCACACUUCAACGGACGACCUGAUGCUGCUGGAGGAGACGGCGUGUGGGAAGCGGCCGAGUGGAUGGAGGGUCUGGGGCUGACCUCGCGCUACAAGACUGGCGGCGAUCACGUCACUGUCGCCGAGUCUGGCGUUUAUCUUCUUUACGCGCAAGUCAAAUUCGCCAUCAUCAACCGCGCCGCGGGCUUCGACAUUAAAGUGAACAACCGCGCGGAAGCCUCGUGCUCGCACGUCAGCGACGCCUACACUUCUAGCUGCUACACGUCCGUCGUCACCUACUUGCCCAAGAACUCCGUGGUGCGCGUGCAGAGCCACACGCCCGAGUCGCCCAUCCUGCGGCUGCAGGACGGCGAAGAGGCAACGCUCGGUCUCGUCAAGCUGCUCGACGCCCCAGAGUCACAACAUCAGCUCUUCGACGCGUAGAUCAAUUUGUUGAUUCAAUCUAAUUACUGAUUGAUUUCGAACAAUCAAUUACGCAGCUUGUCUUCGAUUAUUAGUUUGUCUAUGCAUCAUUUAUUAUAUUUAUUUGCUUACAUAAAAAAUAUAUUUAUGAACAGUUCUCGGAUGCGUGGAGACAUUCCCUCCAGGCCACACGUUAUACAAUAUCAACACAACUCUCAUUAAACUGGAUCCGGAUAAUCCAAGAAUGAAUUAACGAUUAAAUCUGUCAUAAAUUUGCAUUAUCUUAGACAAAUCUGCCCAUUAUAAAAAUCAAAGCACGAAAUUAUAAAUUUGCGAUUUGAGUCAAAGUAGAGGUCAUUUCAAGCAUAGAUUAGCAUGUAAUCGGUUAUUGUUAAUCCUAUUUCAGUUUUUGUGUUAUGUGCAUUACCCAUUUACAUACUUUUUCCCCCUAACACCAAAUGGUAUUGAAUGAAAGAGUUAGAUUCUAUAUUAAUAUAUAGUGCAUUCGACACGCUAGACGAGCGAUGUCUUAAGCACCCUCACGACACGCUAUCACAAUUAUUAUCUAUGCCUAAAGUUUGAAACCAAGGCGAUAGUUUUUGUAAUUUUAAUAACUGAUUUUUCCUUAGAAAAGAUGCAGGAUCUUACAAGUGUAAGCUAGCUAAUUUCGUGUUGUUCUCGUAUAAUGUUGCUGACCUGUAACUAACUCAUAAUUUGUAAGUCUAGUACUCAGUUAUGAGGAAAUCACUGCGCUAUAGUUCAGAAAUUGUGGUACCUGAAGUUCGAUUUAAGUGUCUCUGCUCGUCCUGCGGCCUUUCUCGUCAACCGUCUCGUAAGCUAUCAAAACUGAAAAUAAUUUUUUAGUUUAUGACCGUGUAUGAGAUUAAAGAGCACAAUAUCGUCAAAUCAUUUAAAGGCUGUUAAAGCCGGACAAAAUAGUUGAGAAAUAUCGUUCUAGAGGAUCAACCUUUUGAUAAUUUUUCGUCUUCAUGUGAUAAGAACGCAACACACUUCAUUAAACGAUAGAAAUUUAGUGUGAAGUAUUGUAUAUGAUAUCUGUUUUAAUGCUAACUUUCACGAAAUAAUAACUUAUUACAUCAACAUAAAUUUACGGUAAUGUUUUAUUUUAAACAAAUUCAUAGAAAAUUCCAUUUGACUAGGUUCACCUCAUUAAAUUUCGAUUCCCAUUAUAAUUACAGCGAACAUUUUUAAUUCUGUACUGGUGUUAGUUUUUUGUAUAGAUAUUUAUAUCAACAUGAAGUCGUUUAAAAACGUA